AUGGCUGAACAAAAAUACAACAUAGCUAUGGUUUGCGAUUUCUUCUACCCGCAGCUUGGGGGUGUUGAGUUCCAUAUAUACCAUUUAUCUCAAAAGCUAAUCAAAAUGGGGCACAAUGUUUGUGUUAUAACUCAUGCCUACGGAGAUCGAACAGGAAUACGAUAUCUAUCAAACGGUUUGAAAGUUUACUAUGUUCCAUACUUGGUACUCUAUAGACAGACCACUUUUCCAACAGUAUUUGGAAGCUUUCCUAUAUUCAGAAAUAUUUUGAUUAGAGAACAGAUUGAUGUAUUACAUUCGCAUGGAAGUGUUUCCAGUUUUGCGCACGAAGGAAUACUACACGCGAAUACAAUGGGGAUACAGACUGUGUUUACAGACCAUUCUUUAUAUGGAUUUGAUAGUCUCGGUUCAAUUCUUGUCAAUAAGCUACUAAAAUUCACUUUAUGCAACAUCGAUGCUGUCAUUGCUGUCUCUCAUACUUGUAAAGAGAAUAUAAUACUCCGAGCAAAUCUUGAUCCAGAUAAUGUGUCAGUCAUACCGAAUGCGGUUGUUUCCAGCAGUUUCAAGCCUAGAGAUUCAACAAUAAAGAAAAAAUCUAACAGAAUAACAGUAGUGGUGAUUUGCAGGUUGUAUACCAAUAAGGGAGCUGACCUUUUGACACACUUAAUUCCAAAGGUUUGUACGAAUAACGAUAACGUCGAUUUCAUUGUUGCUGGAGAUGGGCCAAAGUUCAUUGCAUUCCAACAAAUGAUAGAAAAUAAUAGGCUUCAGGAACGCGUUCAACUUUUAGGAUCUGUGCGACACGAACAUGUUAGAGAUGUCAUGUGCCAAGGGGAUAUAUACCUGCAUGCAAGUUUAACUGAAGCAUUUGGAACAGUUUUGGUUGAAGCUGCGUCGUGCGGGUUACUAAUAGUAACAACAUCUGUCGGUGGUAUACCGGAGGUCCUUCCUGAAUAUAUGACCGUAUAUGCCCAGGAAACCUCGGUAUCUAGUUUGAUAAAGGCGAUGAACAAAGCGAUACAUCGCAUAGGACAUAGCAAAGUUAAUACAACACAAUUUCAUGAAACUAUCGCACAAAUGUAUGACUGGAUGAAUGUGGCUGAAAGAACCGUCCAGGUUUAUGACAGGAUAUCUUUAGAUGUACGCUCCUUAAACAAGAAUUGGGUCGUUAUGCUAAAAAAGUAUUAUAGACAAGAUGGAAAUUGGGCCAGAUUAUUGUAUGUUCUUUGCGCUAUAGUGGAAUAUAUUUUACUCUAUAUUUUAGAAAUUCUAUAUCCAGCAGGUGAUAUUGAUAGGGUUGUUAAAUGGAAUUCCCGCAUUUGUAGAGACCCUCAUAUAUAA
Molecule: messenger RNA, 1341 nt
Organism: Kluyveromyces lactis
Lineage: Eukaryota; Fungi; Ascomycota; Saccharomycetes; Saccharomycetales; Saccharomycetaceae
Gene: SPT14
Product: phosphatidylinositol N-acetylglucosaminyltransferase SPT14
Exons: 1
Coding region: 1-1341 (446 amino acids)
Biological process (GO): GPI anchor biosynthetic process
Cellular component (GO): glycosylphosphatidylinositol-N-acetylglucosaminyltransferase (GPI-GnT) complex
Molecular function (GO): phosphatidylinositol N-acetylglucosaminyltransferase activity
Source: RefSeq, a predicted model, not a curated record